GGGAGCGUUUACCGGCUGGAUUCACACUGUUGGAGGAGUUGGACGGCUUGUUUGUGGGCUCAGCGCGUUUGGAAGCGUCGUUUUAUAAUCUGAAAAGGCUGAAACCAGGCUGCUCGGUUUUCUGCUGCUUGAAAAUGAGGAUUGCGUCCAGAACCACGCUUCUUAUUUGCCUCUUCUUGUGGAUACCUACUGUUACUGUGUCGCAAAGUGCUGAUGAGUCUGUGGAUGAGGAGACAUCAGGAGACGAUGGGGAGUUCUCGGGAUCAGGCUCAGGAGAUGAUGUUUUUAUGACAGACAUUAAUGAAACAGAGGUGGCAACACAACCAAACACCAACAUGACAAAAACGACCUGGGUAACCGAAGCUCCUGUUAAACUUCCAGAGCAGGCAGUCACCCAGCUGUCCUCAACGGUCAUUCCCCAGGCUGGUGUUGAAUCAGCAAGCCCCAGCACCACGGCUCCCCUGCACUCCACCACCAACAUACCAGAGACUCAACCAUCUCUAACCUCUGUCAAAUCAUUCAUCCACGUCAAAGACAUACCUGAGGUUGAAACCACGACAGUCCAACGUGUGGAACAAGAAACCCCUGAUACUGUUCCAGUAGAGGAGAAGCUGCCUGUGCUGCCUGUAACUACAGAACAACCGACAACUACAACCACCCCAGAGAACGUUGAAGAAGAGCCUACAUCUACUACAUCUGUUCUGCUGGUACAAAAUGUAGAUGACACUUCAGUUGCAGAUGACAUCGAUGACCAGCCAACAGAAGCACCUGAUAUGGAGACUACAACUUUACCUCUGCCGACAAUGACAGGAUCAGGCAAUGUGGCGGCUAAAUAUGAACCUGAACCUGAAACUACAGAAGCCUCAGGUGAACCUGUGGAGUCUACAACAGUUCAGGCUAUUGUUGAAGACCCUAUUGAUGCAAACAUGAUUCCAGAAGUGAACCGUGAGAUCCCGCAGGAAGAUGAUGACUUUGGCUUUGACAAUGACAUUUCUUCCAAAACAAGAAUGAAGCUGCCUGAGUCCGAGGUUGCUCUGGGUGCAUCUACUGACGAAGGAAACUUGCUGGAGAGAACAGAAGUUCUGGCAGGUGUCAUCGCAGGUGGCUUGGUGGGCCUGGCGUUUGCCAUCAUGCUGGUGGCUCUCAUGGUCUACCGCAUGAAGAAGAAGGAUGAGGGUAGCUAUUCACUGGAUGAGCACAAACACCCUAACGGAGGCUACCAGAAGCCAGUGGCCCAGGAGGAGUUCCUGGCAUAAAGACUGUCCAACACACUGUCCCAUCUCUUGUUCUAUGCUUGACUGCCACUUAAAAACAAACACUUCUCCACUCAGCAGAUUCCAUUGGCUUGGUGACACUUUAUUGCGUUUUAUAUCCACGCUGGAUGUGCGUCGUAGAUCAGAUGGAUUGGUCUCUGAGAGUUCGAAUUGGUUGAUGGAUCUUCAGGAAAGGUUCACGUUUCGUUUUGUGUUUUGGGUUUCUUUUCGUUCGGGAUCCUCACACUGUGGACUGAGGGUGUCCUCGAGAGUCCCCUCUUAUCGUGUGUGAGGUACUGUGGGACACUGCCUUAUAUUCUUCGGGUUGGGUCAGCCCUCUGCGCCCUCUGCCAACGUUGGGGAAGCCCCAGCUAAUGUGAAAUGGCUUCUCGUUUCCACUGUGCCUUAUUUCCUCUCACAGGGAACUGAAGCACACACUGGUGUGCAGUAGCAAGAGCAUUGGGCAGACAGCCCCCACCUACUCAACCUGUUUGUUGCCUUGGACGGAGAACAUGGCGUGCACUUUUUCCCAUGCAAGCAGUACAGUACUGAAUUACACUCAUCCCAGCCAACAUGCUCAUGUGGGGCUUGCGUAGGUGGAGCAUGUUUCAGGUGGAGGCCUGGUGGAGAUGGGCUGUGAAUGGGUUUGUACCUGCAUUGUUUCUGGGAUGUGUUUAGGCCCCAUUGAGGUCAUACACAGCGCAGUGGACAGUUUCUCAGACGGGGAUUAAGCCUAGUCUAUAAACCUAGACUAUAUUUUCCUUUCAGUGGAAAACAAUCUCAAUUUAAAAUAAUAUGUAGUCCAAGACUAGGCUUAGUCCCUGUCUGGAAAACUGCUGCUCCCAUCACUGACCCUAACAUAACUGGGGCCAAUUUGAAAGCCAUGGAGAAAACCUUCUGGGUCCAAGUUGGAUACCCACACAGGUCCCACAUGGGCACGUUAUCUGGGAUGGGCCUCAUUAUUAUUUGUUUAGAACAUACUCUAAUCUGUCUGGGUUUUUUCUGCUUGCCCUGGGCUCUAACUGAACUUUUUUCUUCUUUCUUUUUUUUUUUUUCAGUGAAAUUUUGUUUUUCAUUUCUUUCAUUGUAGAUCAGCAGAUCAGAACUUGCAUGUGUGAGUGAAGAGAUGCCUCUUUUACCAGGGGUGUAACCCACCAACCCCAACCCCAAUCCCUAUCACCAUCCCUUAAAUUUUCUUGCUGAUUUUAUACUUGCUUUCUCUAAAGAUAGUGUGUUUGUAUCAAAUGUUAAAAUGUUUUCAUAGAUUUAAGAGAUUGCUGUUUUUUGGUCAGACAUGAUGCUUGUUUUGAUGUUGUCUGAUAUCCCCUGAUUGAUCUCAGAAAACACUGUAGAAACUCUUUAUUUUUAUUUUAUUUUAUUUUUUGUAUUUUUUGUUUCUUCUAAUAAAUCACAGAUGUACAGUC
Messenger RNA from Astyanax mexicanus (Mexican tetra), 2677 nucleotides. Its product is annotated as syndecan-1. Lineage: Eukaryota; Metazoa; Chordata; Actinopteri; Characiformes; Acestrorhamphidae. The transcript is spliced from 5 exons. Bases 135 to 1256 code for a protein of 373 amino acids. Gene Ontology annotation, cellular component: cell surface; membrane. Gene Ontology annotation, biological process: cell migration. The record is from RefSeq and is a predicted model, not a curated record.